GUAAGUGCCAAUCGAAUGGACGAGUUUAAAGAGGAAUGUCAUACCAAAAUACGUUUGACCAUAAAAAUCACAUGUGUAAAGGUUUUGUUUUGCUGUGAUUACAGCUUGCAGCAUCUCUGCUGCGAAGAAUGGAGACCAGAGACCAGAGAGCGGAGAAGCAUCUUCGCCAAUCCCAAAAACAGCAAGAGUAACAGCGCCAACGCAGACGCCACCGAUUCCGAAUCCGAAUCCGAUUCCGAUUCCGAAUUCAAGUCGACGCCGGCAGAGGAAACCGAGGCACUUGGCAGAGGCAGACGUCGGCGAUCUGGCAGUCGCUUCUCAGCAAUCUUCGCCUCUGGUUCGACAUUCAGUUCAGUUCUCAGACCCACACGAUCAGAUCAGCAAAAUAAAGACCGAAUAAAGACCGAGGAACAGGGGAACGAAAGACAGAAGACAGCAUACAGAAGACAGAAUACAGAAGACGGAAAAAACUGA
Messenger RNA from Drosophila gunungcola (fruit fly), 474 nucleotides. RefSeq lists its product as uncharacterized. Bases 16 to 474 code for a protein of 152 amino acids. NCBI's taxonomy places the organism in Eukaryota, Metazoa, Arthropoda, Insecta, Diptera, Drosophilidae. The transcript is spliced from 2 exons. The record is from RefSeq and is a predicted model, not a curated record.